Molecule: messenger RNA, 1101 nt
Organism: Sphaeramia orbicularis (orbiculate cardinalfish)
Lineage: Eukaryota; Metazoa; Chordata; Actinopteri; Kurtiformes; Apogonidae
Gene: whr1
Product: winged helix repair factor 1
Exons: 7
Coding region: 108-890 (260 amino acids)
Biological process (GO): positive regulation of Ras protein signal transduction
Source: RefSeq, a predicted model, not a curated record
CAUAUUGACAUAUCGGCAUAAAAGACGACUUUUUAAUUUAAUCUUUUGAGGUGCUGGCAGUUUGUGGUGUUGAAUGAGACCAAGGUAAUGUGAUUUCUUCAUUACAUAUGUUACAGCGUAUAGGAAUGAACCGGAAACGUGCUCUGAUUUUGGACACAUUUAAUACAAAGAAAAGAAAAAAUGGGACAGAGAAGUUUGGGACUGUCAGUGAAGGGGAUGGACCAGCAGAUAUCAGAUCCACACUGGAGUAUCUCAUGACACUAUUCCCUAGAAAGGUCUUCAAUGAUGCCUUACCUCAGAUUGUGUUGAAGCACCAACUCUACAGUAUACACAAUGACAAGACUAUGGUGGAUAGGGAGUUGAAUAAACUGCGGGAACAAGGAGAGUUGCUGAUGUUCCAGUUAGGCUUUGAUGCAGACGCUUUCGGGCUGGUUUUUGCUUCUGAUUACAAGGCCAAAGUGUUGGCAGAACAGGAAGGCAGAGACACACAAGGGACGGUGCAGAAGUUCUUGGACAAAGUGGUGGCAUUUUGCACAGAACUGAGCUUCAGCAAAGACAAGAUGCUCCGGGAGUUUCUUUUCACAGAUUCUGAGAUAACGCAGUUGGUGAAGUCGGGGGUUCUGACUGUGAGGGAUGCAGGCAGCUGGUGGUUAUCCAUUCCCAACUCUGGCAAAUUUACCAAGUAUUUCAUACAAGGUCGUAAGGCGGUGCUCAACAUGGUGAAGAAAUCGAAAUAUGGUGAAGUCUUAAAGGCAGAUUUAGAGGAGCGACGAACAACUGCACACGUGAAAUUCCAUAUGAAAUACCACAUUCAUGAUAUUGUUGGUGCUGAACUAGUGGAGAGCAUACAGACAACUUCAGGGAUAUUGUUACGAUUUGUUGAUUCCUAGAACCACUAACAGACAAGGCUCCUGAUUGGACCGAAGAAGUGAAACUAAGAAUGUGAGAAAGUGACUUAAUUUAAGAUUUCAGAUUUUUUUUGUGCCAAAUGUGUUAUAAAACCUUGUGGGUUUGUGAAUGAAGAGAUGUAUUUACAUGACCUUGUCAGGUUUUCAAUUAUCUUGUAAUAAAAAUGAAAUUAUUUUCAACAAGGUUGAAACA